AUGCAGGAGCUCUUGACUAGCUACGCGGAUCCAGCAGCAGGACAAGGUCAAGUAAUGCGGUUAGACGAGGACCAGCACGACCAGAUACACAUGUUGUUGCAGGCGAUGGAGAUGAUACCUCGCUGCUCCAAGCGUAAACAACUGCUACGCCACGUGCAAGACGUCCUCGUGACGAGGGAGGCUUCAGCCCUGUUACGAGAUGUGCUGGGCGACGAAGACUCUGAUGAAGACGAUCUGGACGAGUUUUGGGAGCACAAGUAUGAACACAUCCAGGGCAUUCGUUAUGCCACACGGCCGUCUUACUAUCAGAAGCGAAAAAUCACUGGCACAAGCUACUUUACAAUCACGAGCACACGUCUGACACGGACUUCUUAA
Messenger RNA from Phytophthora nicotianae INRA-310, 375 nucleotides. RefSeq lists its product as hypothetical. Lineage: Eukaryota; Oomycota; Peronosporomycetes; Peronosporales; Peronosporaceae. The record is from RefSeq and is a predicted model, not a curated record. The coding region runs from base 1 to 375 and encodes 124 amino acids. The transcript is spliced from 2 exons.